AUGUUUUCUUUAGUUUUAAUUUAACUUGGCUACUUAUUAACCCUAAUUCAAACUCAAUUGUGCUUCAGUGAAGACGCAAUGCCCGUUGUCAUUGGUUAUACAAAUAAAAAUGAAUCAAUAAUUAACACACUUUAAUAUGAAAGUGACUCAGAUUAUCUAUACUUUGGUGGAAUGCUGAACGAUAGUAUACUACUAGGCUUGUAUGCAAAUAAAUUGAAUAUCAACAGAAUAAUUUGGUAAAGAUCUUACAAAUUUAAAGAUUCACCACCUAUGGGUUUAAACAUUGCAUCUGUAUUAGCUUUGAAAACAAAAACAAAUAGAAUUUAUGCUUUAUUAAAAAGUGAAUCUCAUUAAUAAAAUGGCACUGGUUAUUUCUAUCUUAUGUAGACAGAUAUUUCAGGUUUAUUUAGAAAUGGAUUUUAUAUUGAGAGCCAGUUAAAUGAAUUACUCUAAGUCACUGAUUCUUUUGAGAUGAUUUAAGGUGAAUUUUUGCAUAUAUCUACUUAAGAUAAUGAAAGUAGAGGAGUUAUCUAUAAGAUAGACAUGGGAAAGUAAAAAAUAAUCGAAAAGAUCACCAUUAAUUUCAUAAAUACAACUGUUUCAUUUAUUAAAAAAUUAGAGAAUUCUUAUGAAACUACCCUAAUUGGAGGCAGAUAUAAAAAUAUUUAAAAUUUAAAUGGCUAUGAUUUAGGAGGCAAAAAAUAUGGAUUUUUAGUAGUAAAUUCAUAAAAUGUUGAAAGAAUAUUCUACAGCCAAUUAGCAGCUACCUAAAACAAACUAAAAUGUUCUGGAGUUUCAAUAAACUCUUACGGAUUGUUUCAAGUGUAUUAUACCCAAUUCAAUGAGCAAGGGUAACCUGCUACUUUUUAACUUUAAUUUGAUGGUUCUAUAUUCGAUACCACAAACUCAGUAGUCCCAAAAAUAAAGGUAUCAUACCACUUAUUAUUAAAAGACAAUGGCUAUAUUGUGAAUAUAUAGCGUUAGGCAUUUGUCAUGAUCAAAGAUAUAUUCUUUUAUGCUGGAUUCUUUAGAUAAGAAAAUUCUUAAUAAUAGGCUGCAUUUAUCAGUAAAAGCAAAGGAAUUUAUUAUGAAAUCUAUAAAUUUAUUAUUGAUUCUAUCCAAGAUCAUACAUAUAUUGAAAGUGCUACUCCUUUUGAUAUAACUAUGCCAGUGGUAGUUAACAAUACUUAAACUGAUCUAUUGAUGUAUUUAGGUCUAAACACAUAUUAAGAAUAUAUAGGGGCAAUAUAUAAGGUCAGAUCUCCCCUUGAGGAUUGA
This is a messenger RNA of Stylonychia lemnae, 1278 nucleotides long. The record is from the annotation of a GenBank genome assembly. Lineage: Eukaryota; Ciliophora; Spirotrichea; Sporadotrichida; Oxytrichidae.